AUGUUAAGCAAUCGUCUAUUUCUAACACUAGACUUUCAAAGGUUGCCUCGAUUCCGGUCGCUUUCAACGGAGAUGAAGCUGUUCGUGCUAGCCGCCCUUUUGACGAUCGCUUUGGUGAAUGCGGAUAUGGGUAGUGACAUGGAUAACGGCUACGUCGAGGAGGGAUCCGCCAUUGUGGAUAAUAUUCUUGCUGGAAACGGUGACAAGGAUGAUGGUUACCGCUCUCGUCGCCAAGCCGAGUCCGAGGAAGAAACGACUUCCGAACCAACAACAGAACCCGAAGACGCCACCACCACAACCACUGCUACAACGACGACCACCGAAGCCAACAAGAAGUGCAAAGCAGCGGCGCAGUGCGAAAGCAACGACGACUGCAAUGGAGGAUCAUGCCUUGGCUUCCUUCCUGGACGUUGUAACUGUAAUGCAUGCAUUGGCUUCUUCCCAUGCAAGGAUGAUACCGCCUGUGGAGGACUUCAAGGGGCGUGCAACACUACGAAGAAGGUGUGCGACUGUGAAGCGGCGUACAAGACUCAUGGUUACGCCACAGUCCUGGAUCGUCUGACAAAGUUCUGCAACAAGAUGACUUGUGCCACCGGUGGAUGCAACGGACUCAAGUGCAACAAAGGAUUCUGCGCGUGCAACACCAAGCCAGCGAAGAAGGAU
Molecule: messenger RNA, 663 nt
Organism: Mesorhabditis belari
Lineage: Eukaryota; Metazoa; Nematoda; Chromadorea; Rhabditida; Rhabditidae
Source: the annotation of a GenBank genome assembly